This is a messenger RNA of Lagopus muta (rock ptarmigan), 7436 nucleotides long. RefSeq names its product KIAA1210 ortholog. The transcript is spliced from 12 exons. NCBI's taxonomy places the organism in Eukaryota, Metazoa, Chordata, Aves, Galliformes, Phasianidae. Bases 250 to 3159 code for a protein of 969 amino acids. The record is from RefSeq and is a predicted model, not a curated record.
CUCCUGCUACUUUCUUUCUUUUUUUUUUUUUUUUUAAGUCGGCUUCAGCCCACCAGCUGCUUUCCAUUAGUGUUACACACACACUCGCCGGGAGGGCUGCACAUAUUGCUUCAGGCGCUGCUGAAUAGCAGAAAUCCUUCAGAGUCAGUCAGACAGAGGCUUCUCAAAGCAGACUAUAGGCACUGAGAGUUCAGCCCACUGGGAGCUGCCUUCUAGCAAGCCUUCGCUGGAAAGCUGAGUGACUAUAUCAUGGCUACGGGGCCAACAGAUGUCAUACAGUCACCUGAACCAGGGGAGACAGCCGAAGAGUACACAGGAAAGAAAAAAUCCAGAUUUCAGACUUUCAAGAACUUCUUUGCCAAGAAGAAAAGGAAAGAACCUCCACCUCCCAGAGGGGAGAGUAACUUAAAACCUAGCCAGUCCAUCAGGGACGUCAGCAUCUAUGUGCUCGAUGCUAACCCACUUCAUUCACCGAAGGAGGCUGGGCCCAAAGGAAACAUGGGAAACAAAGCCUUGUCUCAUGACAGUGUCUUCAUUUUUGAGUCUGUAUCAGGAAGUGCAGCAGGUGACACGUCAUCUCAGGAAUGCAUACCUGGAAGAGUGAAAACUUUGCAGCUUCAGCUGCAGCAAAACAUCAGGCUUGGAUCUCCUCCACUUGUUAUCACUGGAAAGAAAACGGAAGAUGCCGGCACAGUUUCGGAGGACGAUGGGUUGCCCAGAAGCCCUCCUGACAUUUCAACCCUUCAUGAAGUUCUGACCGAUUCACCAAGCAAGUCCUCCAACCCUGUUCAACGUCAUAGCUCUUUGAGUUUAGGCGGGACAGACAGUGAAGAUGAACAGAUACCUUCUGGAGAUUCCUCCAGGCCCAUCAGUCCUUCAGCCUCUGCUGCUCCAGGGGCUGCAGGCUCACGGGGCAGCAGCUCCCUUCCCAUUGACUUCACCAUCCCUGCCAGCCCCCUGGGCUGCCUGGACACCUCUGCUGCUCGGCACCGCAUUGCCAUCAACCCCCGGAGACAGAAGGGCUUCACCAGCAAGAGCCAGCAAAGCCAGGUGGAACACAUAGAAAAAGAAGCAUGCCUUUGUGAAACUCCGGAAAAGAAGGGAAAUCCAACAGAAUUACUUGAAAGUGACCAGCAUAAAAGCGAUUGGGAAGGCUUAUCAGCCCAUGUGGAGCAUGGUGAAAAGGGAGGCGGUUCUAAGGAGACACCAAGUGUAAAAUGUCCUGCUGAUGCUGACCCUGACUCCUACAGUUCCACACUUAUGGCAGAAGACUCUUGUACUCUGCUGCAAGAAGAUGCAUGCCUUCCAGAUGUGGACCAUCACUGUAAUGCAGCCACAUCUCUUCUGAGACCUGAGUCUCCUCCAGUGAGCCUGGGGGAACAGCACAGUGCUGCAGUGCCGCAGUGUUCAGGUGAGACUUCUGGGGAACUGAAUUUACAUCAGCAAAAUACCAAUAUGGAAGCAUCUGCACUUCCAAAAUCUCAACAAAUUGAAGCAGGAGCUGUUGUGCUUCCAGGUGUACUAGCAGCUAACUUGUUUAGCAGUGGCACUGAAAUGGAGAGUAUAACUGCAUUGGCAUAUGUUGCACAAAACUCCCCAGCAAAAUCUGUGGACCAAAAUGUCAAAGACCAGGAAAAGGUGGGUACACUAUUGAUUGGCAAAGUAGAAGCUUCUCUGGGUAUUAAUGAGAGCUGCUCCAACCAGUCUGUCUUAAAUACCGCUCUGAGCACUUCACAGGUUGCUGUAGCUGAUUCAGAGUGUUCUGACGUCAAGACAGUGGAUGUUUUGAAGUCUGACAACAGCUCAGUAACAAGAAAUGACAGUGAAACUUGUGAAAAAACAGAAUUUCAGCCAUCCAAAGGCAGUGCAGGAAAAAAAACAGACACUGCCGCGUCUGUGUUAGAAGCAGGUUGCAUGCUACCUCCCAGCAAAUUGGAACUAUGCCUUAAAGCAGCAAAACCUUGUCCUGUUUCAAAGGAUAACCAUGUCAGUCAGCAAACCUGCACAUCACAUGCUUCUGAAAAGCUUUCCAUUGAAAGUCUGGCCUCUUCAAGUUUGGCUGGACUGACAUGUAAUGUCUCUUCUAAUGAUGACUGUAAGUACCAAGUAAGCAGUGCAGCUUCUCACAGGAAACCAGAGAAAGACAGUCAGUCCUCAGAAGAAAAUAUACAAAGUCUGCUAAGGACUGCUGCUGCAAAGCCAGUUAGGUUUACCAUUGCACCUGCAUGGCAAAGAUCUCUCUCGGGGGGGUCAAAUUCAAAGGAAGAUUCCUAUAUGAGAAGUUCCCCAACCUCUCCUGUAAGACCAGAGUUAUUUGAAGGAAUAACAAAACAACAUGCAGUCAUCCAGGACUCCAUGAAAAAUAACUCCAACAGGUUUGAUCGAGAUUGUAGGGAUGGUGAUUUGCAUUUGAAUUCUUCUCUGGAGUGGGCUGACCAUGAAGCAAAAAGUGUUGAAAAUCCUUUUGGGGUCAAAUUAAGGAGGACAUCUUCUUUACUGAAGUACCAGAGUGAAAGCCGUGCUGAGUCUCCAAAGCUGCUCCCCUCAGCUGCUCCCACUGCUUCUGCUGCAGUCAAGGAGGAUCAGAAGCCAGCGAGCAUUGGGAAGCCAUCUCCAAGCCUUCCUGUCAGCACAACAUCAUUUUUAAAACAAGCUGAUUUGGAAGACAAAAGUCCUGCCAAGACAAGAUCAGAAGAAGGGACAAAGAAGCAAAAUGGUACUAAACCUUCAGAAAAAGUAUUCUCUCUCCAUUUGGAAACUGCUUCCUCCGAGCCAGCUUGGAUCUCCGUGGCAAAACUAAAACAAAAGGGUUUCCAGGACCACCCUCUUGCCAAAGAACAGAAGGCUGAAGAGCAAACCUCGAGCAAAGUUGAUCAAGAGGAGCAAAUCAUCUGUGGUAGUGAGAACAUACAGAAGAACAUGCCUUCUAGCUUGAGGACUCAGGAGAAGAAACCACAAAUGAAGACCAGUGUGUGUGCUGCAGCAGGUAAAGUUGGACCUAUUGCUCAGGAAGCAUCUGUGAUUCCUGCUGUUGAAAAGGAAACAAGACACUCUUCUAACCUGCCAAUGACACCAUGCAGUCCUGCUGAACCACCCUGGCUAUCCCUGGCCAAGAAGAAAGCCAAAGCAUGGAGUGAAAUGCCCCAGAUUGUACAAUAGCAAAUGACGUGGACAUCCUUCUUUGCACCGUCAGUAGCUGCAUUAACUCCAUUUAAAUCCUUCUUCACUGUGAUCAUUUUUCCAAGAAAUUAGAGCCUUAGAACUUUUGUUCAGACUGCUGUAUGUGAACAUACAGUGAAGAAAUGCCACCCGGGGCUCAAUUUUGAAGUAUUAGCAAGCAGAGCAUUUUGUACUACCAACUACUAGGAAAACUUGAUCUUUAUGUCAUACACUUACGUAUUUGACUAAAAGACACUGGUGUUCUAAGAAGAUGUGCUUCAGGCUUUUGAAAUGUUCCCCUUGCUAAAUAUGUUUUUAAAGUUUCCAUGAACGAUGUAGUGUUCUGUGCAAUGUGUUUUUGGCUAAGGAAUUAAUGUAUGCUACAAAAUAGGUAUGAUGCUGUAUACUGAUGCAUCACUGUGACUCAUGGGCAUUGAUGUCAUCACACUUGUGUGUAAUGGCCCGCUUUUGCUUCUGAUUGUUAAUGGACCUAUUUUGUGAUAGCUGCGGGAUGCAAACAGCAGCACUGUGAGUUGGAGUCAUUUUGCCUUUUGGAUGAUUUGAAAUCACAAUGCUGCAGGUCUUGUGCUUUGCUCAGUGAUGCCAGGUGGAAUGACCAAAGGCACAUGCCUCCUUUUCUCUCCCACAUCCUAGAAAACCAUCAUGCUCUAGCAUCCACUCUGUUUUUGGUUGUCUGUUUGGAAAUCUGGAAUAAUCUACCAAAAAAACCCACAAACCAAACCCUCAAAAAACUUCUUCCUUUAAUUAUGGCAAAGAGUGGUUUCUUUUUUGUAAGAUUCAUCAGCAAACCCUCUCUCUUAAAGAGUGGCAGCGGAUGGAAACUUGUUGCUACCUGGAAAUUCACAGCAUGUGUUCAACAAAGGCCACUCCAUUUUCCAUGUUCUUGUGUGAUAAAGGAGCUGCUUUCCCCAGUGAGUCAUCCACCCUUAAUUGGUAACCCAACAUCAGACUAAAAAUGCCAUCAUUGAAGGGAGCAGGCUAUUGAAAGAAAAGCUUUAUAAAAUGAUGUUAGUGGCUUAAAAGCCAAUGGCACCCAGUGGUCCUUUUUGUGUUUUCUUGCAGGAUUGCACAUUUAAAUUCUUGUUUACAGUCAGUGCAAACUUUGAAGGCUGACUUGGCUGAUGGGCAGUUUUUAGUUGGAAAGGUGGUAGGUAUUUUUGAGGAAAAAAGUUAGGACUAAUUGCAAAACAAAAAAGAGGUAUCACAUAGGAAGACUUCAAUCUUCCAGUCUUGGCCCAAAUUUAAAUAUAUAGAUCACAAUAAUCGCAAACAGUAUUAAUUAAGAGCUAGAUUGUGGACUCUUCUAUAUAGGUGAAAACUUACUCAAGUAGGCACACUGAAGCUAUAGAUUCUGUUUGUUUCGUACUGACACAAAAAAGACGAAGAGUUUCACUGCUGGUUUGUUAAUCCAGGCCUAUUUUAUUACUUGUUUUCUUUCUUUUAACAGCAAUUUCUUCUUUUGCAAAAAGAAGUAUCUGAAGUAUCUGUAUUCCUCUGAAGCCUUUGAGUGUGACAUAAAUGGACAUACUCAGCUUUGAUUUCUGAGGUUCUGUCCAGCUGCCACCCCAUCAGACCCUUACUGACCCCAUGUAAAAUACAUGUAUUGCCUUAUUCAGCAAACUCUUCUCUUUCAGUUAGUGGGACUUGUGGUCCUUUCCCUAAAGUACCGCAAAUGUUACUAGAAUCCCUGCCCUGUUUUUGCUUUUGAUCUUGUUUCCAUUAUGUUUGGUAUGUACAGAUGCUUUUGUAAUCCUUGUCUUGAAGGAACCCCUUUUGUAUUCCAUUCUCAUUUUUAUUUUACUAUUAAAUGUGGUUGUCAGUGGUGAUGAUGCAAUUCCUUGGAAACAGUGAGCAAUAGAUGGCCCUCGUUUGGAAAGGAAGGAAAGGAAACUAUAAGGAAAAAUUUAAAAGAGGUACUUGCCUAAUAUGUACUCUCUGUAUGGAUAUAGUGCAUAGAUCUUGUCUUGGAUGACUUUGUGUGGUCUGGCACUGAUCAGCACAGCUGGUCAUACUAAUAAGGUUUCCUAAAUCUAUUUAGGAAUGUAAAACAUCAUCAGAGGGCCAACGGCUCCUUUUGUUCUGGGGCUGCUGCAGCUCCAUAGGUCAUGGCCAGCUUGCGCUGCUGUGAUGACAAGAAACUUUGUGAAUACUCAUUCGAAGGGAUUUCAGAGUUACUCACCAGCCACUUGGGGUUGCUUUCAGAAAGAAGAAAGGAACAUGAGAAUCAUGUGAUGCUGCAUUUAGUAUUUACUUGCCUUCUGGGUUUCUGAAGUUAUUUUAUUCCAGUUUCUUUCUACAGCCAGGAGGACAAAAAGCUUGGAGAGGAAGAAAUCAGAACUAGACUCAUGUAACCACAAGGUGAGGUUUUAAAAUCAACAUUGAAUCACUGGUGAUUUACUGAUACAUUUAUAAAAGCUGACUGUUGCAUUUGUGAGGCUCCGACUUCCCAUUGCCCACUUGUAGAUUGUAGGUGAUGGAUGAGUGCAGAUAACUACCAUAGUGAGCUCAUUCUGCAUGGUUUAAGAAAACGAAAAAGCAAAAAAACACCAAAGCAACAUGAUCACUUACAAAUACAAUCACUGCUUUUGGAAAUUAGCUGCCUCAAAGUCACUGCAAAGUCACGUUGCCAAGAGUGUAACUGUGAGGUUCUGUGGCUCAGGGCCUUCAGCAAGGGAUCUUGAGGGCUGUCCCUGAGAUGCCCUGCACUCAGGGCUGGCACUGGGCUUCAGCUGGCUUUGGUGCUCCUGUACAACAGCAGAGGGUGCUAGUGCCAUCCCCAAGGAGAACAGGGCUUCUGGGUGUUGCAGAAAGCAGAUUCCCACAUGCAGCUCGCUAUACAGUAUCACAGCUGGGAGACUGGAAGCUUUGGUGAAAGUGGAGGAGACAGAGUGAGGUGUGUUGCUGUUUGUGAUAUGAUGGAGGUUUUGGAGCUAUGAAGUGUGGGAAAAAAAAUGCUUUAUCACAAGGAGUCACUGAAAACUGGUGCCACUGAUAGGAAAAGGUAGCGAGUUCAGUUGUGUGAGGAGGCCAUGCAGGAAGAUACAGGACUGUGUCCAGCAGGGAAUCGCAGCUUAGAAUUUUAGUUCUACUGCUCAGAAUGCCUGCUGCCUGGCUAAAGGUAGAUCUUCAUCCAGAUACAGGAUCUGAUGUUUUUAUGGGAGAGAUCACAGAUACAAACAGCAGCUUGGCAUGCACCUCACUGGAGAUUAUGGAAGUUCCUCUUACUGUAACAGUGACCUACAAUGAAUCGGGCUAAAAGAGACUGCUAUGUUAUCAUCCAGCUGUGAAUCAGCUUACAAUUAACUGGGCUUGCAGGCAAGUAGGAAUUAAUCCAUUUAAACAAAGAAAUAAGAAAAUAAUUCAAAAGACCUCCAAAGCUACGCACUACUAUCAGUACUCCAAAACAUUUUCAUUACCAGAACGUGGCUUAGCAUCUCCUUAAAUAUACCCAAAGAAUCAAAAACCCCUGGAUAUCACGAUGGAGCCAGUCCUCAUUUCAAUGACCAUGGUUUAGAAGGUCUUGGAAUAGUGAGGAAUGACUGACCAUUCUGAAAACUCUGCUGUCCUGUUUCCUGCUGGGACAGAGAAAGUCCCCUAAGCAGCAAUAGACUCUUUUUAAUUGCUUGAAUUUAUAUACCUAUAGAUUUAAUAUUACAGUAGAACUUCUCAGCUUAGAAAGGUUGAGCUUGUCCCAUUUGCUCAGUUAAGUGCUUUGCAGAUCAAUACAGAAAAGGCAUUAGGCAUACUUUGUCCUUCAGAACUGUUACUGGAAGGAUUCUAGUAACCACAGAGGCAAUUAGCUGCCUACAGAGUCAGACACUUGUCCCUCUUUGUCUUUUCCUCUAGUGCAUGCUUCCCUACCUGCAUUUACAUUGAGCUUCCCCAGUUUGACAAACAUCUCAUCAUUUUCCACUGAAAUGUUGGCAAUUAAGGUGUGGAACCCCUCACAUUUAGGUAAUGCUGACAUCUGUUUAGGAUUUUGGCCUUGGUUUGUUGCUUGGUACACUUGCAUUCUAUGCGCAUUUUGGCUUGUACUCAAAGAGUCAUUAUUCAUUAUGGGGUGUUGCUGUUCUUACAGCCCGUCAGUUCUUGCUACAAAGGUUGGGUGCAACCUUUUUUUUAAAACAAACAAACAAACACACACAUUUUAUAGAAAUAAGCAGGUGGGAUAAACUGCAAAUUCCAAACUUGGAACACAAAACCAUGCGUCUUCACAGAUCAGAAAAGCUGCUCAGGUAUUUCCAGCUGGAUGAAUG